This is a messenger RNA of Myxocyprinus asiaticus (Chinese sucker), 327 nucleotides long. Its product is annotated as interleukin-8-like. Lineage: Eukaryota; Metazoa; Chordata; Actinopteri; Cypriniformes; Catostomidae. The coding region runs from base 1 to 327 and encodes 108 amino acids. The transcript has 4 exons. Gene Ontology annotation, molecular function: CXCR chemokine receptor binding; chemokine activity. The record is from RefSeq and is a predicted model, not a curated record. Gene Ontology annotation, cellular component: extracellular region. Gene Ontology annotation, biological process: chemokine-mediated signaling pathway; inflammatory response; antimicrobial humoral immune response mediated by antimicrobial peptide.
AUGUCACUGCGCACAUAUUUACUGCUGGCAGCUGUUACAGUCUGCUGCUUCUCAACUCUGCUUGCCAUCUCAAUGGAAGGCUUUACUCCCAAUAACAAGUGUCACUGUCUGAUCACCACUGAUCACUUCAUUCCACCUCAGUUUUUCAAGAGGAUUGAGAUCCUGCCUCCAGGAGCACACUGCCGCAAAACAGAGAUCCUAAUCACCAAAAAGGACAACAAAACCGUUUGUGUUGACCCCAAAGCAAAAUGGAUCAACAAUGUCGUCUCUAAAGUGAUGAAGAGCAAAAGAGCUGUAAAGGAAACUACUGUACCCACCGUGGCAUAA